CACAAUUCUUCUACAUUCACUACGACAAGAGCUAAUUCAUUGAUUAAUUCCCUGCACGCUAAGAGCAACUUAAGCAUGCAAACCCCGGUGAGGUUCUCAAGUUGCAGAGGUGUGGCCUUUGAGAUAAAACCUCAUGCAGACCCAUUUGCUAUUAACCCAACACCACCCCAAAAUAAGCCUUCAAACAACACUAGUAGGUUCUGGUUUCCUUGGUAUCAAGGCAACUCCUCCAAAGUCUUACCGUCCUCCAUCCAAAGAUCUUUGAGUCGACCAAGCAGUCAUUUCUGUGAUCUCGAUCUCGAUGAUGAUGAAGAAGAAGAAAAUGAGCAAGACAUCAUCCUGGAGAGAUUGGAAGAAGGCAAAGAUUAUGAGGAAGAUGAGAAGCCACGCCUUCUUCCCUCUGCAGUCAGCAAACGUUCAGGACAACCACCAAAGCCAGCUCGAAAGCCAGAGUCCAGGCUAUCCAUCAUAUUGCUCGAUCAAGGACUGUUCACUGUGUACAAGAGACUCUUCGCCGUUUGUUUAACCCUAAACAUCACCGGAUUGGUCCUUGCAGCUACUGGACACUUCCCAUAUGCACGAAACAGAGCUGUCCUGUUUUCCAUCGGAAACAUUCUUGCUCUUACACUCUGUAGAAGCGAGGCCUUUUUAAGGGUAGUUUUUUGGCUUGCAGUCAAGGUGUUGGGGAGAUCUUGGGUGCCGCUCCAAAUGAAGACUGCCACCACCGCCCUCCUCCAAAGUCUCGGAGGAAUACACAGUAGCUGUGGAAUUUCUUCAAUUGCAUGGCUAAUAUACGCCUUGCCAUGUAGGGCUAGUGUAUGCCUGCUCUGGGUGGCUAAGGAAAUUAAGCAGAACUUUGGGAAAGAAAUCGAGGAGAUGGUGAGCCGACAUCCUAAGGACAAGGUAAUUGUCCAUGACACCGCCCUGUUUGGUCGGCCUAAUGUGUCUGAAAUGAGCGUAGAAGCUGCCAAGAAGUGGGAAGCUGAAGUGGUCAUUGUUACAAGCAAUCCUGAAGGAAGCCGAGAUGUUGUGAAUGCAUGCAAGGCAUCAGGAAUUCCAGCCUUUGGUCCCAUUUGGGAUUCCUAAAGUCUAAUUUGCUUUGUCUGAAUUAAAUAUUAUCGUCACCCUAUCCUUUCUUCAUUUCUAAUUUUUCUUUAUUCUUCAGAGCGUUUUACAAAUGCCAGAAUUGGUCCAUUGUCAUCAAAAGCCAUCCUGUUAUUGACUAUACUAUUGAAUGAUAGUUGGAAUCAGAUAAAUGAUAAUACUGCAU
This is a messenger RNA of Rubroshorea leprosula, 1270 nucleotides long. The record is from the annotation of a GenBank genome assembly. Lineage: Eukaryota; Viridiplantae; Streptophyta; Magnoliopsida; Malvales; Dipterocarpaceae.